This is a messenger RNA of Drosophila mojavensis, 2398 nucleotides long. RefSeq lists its product as uncharacterized. The coding region runs from base 395 to 2041 and encodes 548 amino acids. The transcript is spliced from 5 exons. Lineage: Eukaryota; Metazoa; Arthropoda; Insecta; Diptera; Drosophilidae. The record is from RefSeq and is a predicted model, not a curated record.
GCAUAGCAGUGGGAAUAAAUGUUGUGUCCGUUGAAAUUUUGAUUUACAUUCCGAUUAAAAACAUUUGAAAUAGAUUUUAAUAGUAUCUUUUAUGUACAGGAUGUCUUCCUCUAAAAAAUGUUCUAAUUAAAAAAUAAUCAUGCACUCUCAGUCUUUAUAUUUCCAUACAAAUUUGUUUAAAACUCCACUGUACGUGGCGACGGGCUCGGUGUAUGCGGUUUGGCUUUUUAUGUUUUCUUCUUCUUUUCGACUACGGUCGGCACAGCGUUGGAGCAUGCGUAGCCGACUAGUGAAGUGCGAGACACCGCCGCAGACGGACGUACAAUCGCUGCGAUUUAAAUUACAAAAUAAAAAGACCAAAAACAAAAGCCCAAAAACAUAAUAUCCCGGUAAAAUGUUUUGGAAAACAGGCUGGGGCGCGAGCUUAGUGCUCAGUGCGUUUCUUCUUCUCGUUCAAGUCGGCAACUCCCUCGGAUGGAAGCCAAUCGCGUCAGCGGGCAGCCCCAUAACAUCCUACAGCUUAAAGCAAUCGCAUCCUGGCGAGGCGAGCAGCAGCCACGAGCUGGCCACCAGCUAUGCUCAAUUCGGCGAUUCCAAGGAGGAAGACGAUCUGCUUUUGACGCGAGCCGCUCUAAUAAAUGGAGUUGAGUCUUCGCGUCCCAUUACAUUGAUUGACGAUCACGAUAAUCACUACAAGUCAUAUGGCUUAAAAGAUGAUGCAAUCGAAGAGCCCACUAUUAGUUUUCCGCGCUCUAAUCUCUAUGCUUCCGAUCGCUGCAGUGUCAAGAAGUUUGCAUUCAAUCAAGACGGGGCAGUGGAGUAUGAUAACGAGUUGCCCGAGCUGGAUCAGUUUACGCUUUGUUUUUGGAUGCGUUUCACAAAUCACAGCGGCGACCAUGUCAUGUUGACCUACGAAGUCGAAAAGGAACCACGCGAAAUACAAAUCUGGGUCGCGAACGCGCAAAAUUCCAGUUUCCUAUCGAUGGCCAUAAAAGGUCAGCAAAUGUACAGAUUGAACUAUCCACUGCGUAUGCGGCAAUGGCAUCACAUGUGCAGCUCGUGGAAUGGGAAAACCGGCGAGUGGCAGGUCUGGCUAAAAGCAGAGCGCAUUGGACGUGGAUUCCACAAUUCACUGGUAGGCCAUAAAAUACCCGCUAAGGGAAAACUGCGAUCGGGCGGCAGUUCAAUAACUGGGCAAGUAAGUCAUGGCCUCCACUUUGAGGUGACGCUCGUGCAAAUUUAUCGCGUCGCUUUGAGCGCGGGCAAGGCACAUCGAGACCACAAACAUCAUCAUGUGCACCACUUUGAUCACGAGGGACAGGAGCUGUCCAGCACAACGCGUGCUCCUCCAAUGAUCAAUCGACCACAGCCGAUGCACUCGCUGCUCGCAAGCGGACAAAUUCCAACUAGAGUCCGCAUCAAUCUGGCCAACUCAAUGCCCACACAGAAUCCACCAAACGGAGUGGCAGACCAAGCGAUUACAGUGAACACAAACUUUGUUAAUGGGCAAAUUAAUGCAGGCUCUCGGUUGGUGGCACAGCAGCUACUCGGUCUGUCGCCCUAUCCUCGCGGGAUACCCACGACCUCGAAUGAAGCGACAACGGGACGUUUCCAGAUGCUUAGCAACUCAGCCAAUGUGCAGUUCAUAGAUGAGACAGAGACACACAUACAAUUUAAGCGGGAGGCACCACAGGAGCGAAAGGUGCAAAAGCGGGGUUUGGUUUUGCUCGCCGAUGGAUCCGUGGUAGAUGAUGGCCAACUGGAUGACAGCAGCGAGGUUUUCAGUAAGUACAAUGGUCUGGCCGACUUUGGUGGGCAGCAAUUCAAGCAGGAUCUGACGCUGAAGAUGACUCUCGAGGAGGAGAUCAGCACACACGAUCGCGAGCCGGCCGAGGAGGAGGUCAAGGCCGUUAUGGGAAUCUGUAGCAACUGCGAUCCCGAGCCUUUCCAAGGCGCCAUUGUCUUUGCCUGGAAGGACGUCAAGGAGCACAUGAACAACACGCUCAAAGGCCACAGUGUGGGCAACUGUGGAAAUUUCUAAUACCGCCCUCCCAAUCACCCACUCAGUCAGCAGUUAAUCCUGUCAAUAUCCCGCAAAAUAUACUCUUAAACAGGGUGCUGCAAAUAACGCUUAUUAUGCAUACAUACAUAUAUUGUUUUGUUUGAUUUUGUUUUUUUUUUUUUUUUUUUUUUGUUGCCUUGAAUGUACUUGAAUAUAUGUAAGUGUAUAUAGGUAUAAGUAUACAUGGCUGGAUACCCAGGCUUAAAUAUCGUAUCGUAGCAGACCCUCUCACCUCUAUGUACAUAUGCACAUAUUUAUAGAAAUAUCUUAACAAAUAUCAAUUGUGGGUGUUGAAAUAAUAUUAAAGCAAAUAAAUAAAUAAACAAAUAGCCAGUA